AUGGCACGUCCACGGCGGGCGUCAAGCAACCUCGGGGGGGAUCCCAGGGGAGACACCAGCGCACCCGCAUUCGCUACUAUGACGGCGCGACCAGCUGGGCAGAUUUCUGCGGACGAGAAGGACGGGAAGCCUCGCUCAAAGAGACGGAAAGCAAGGUCGGCCUUUCGAAAAUGGAAACAGAUAUCCUUGCGGCACACCUGGAUCAAUCCACUCAUCCUCACGAUUGCGAUCCUCAUUGCCUACUACAUCAGCCCCGGAGAGCAAAACCCUCUACACAAGGCGAUUUUCUUGUCGUAUAAUGUUGGGCCAGAUUAUCCCGGCGGACCAGACAUGUACGGCAAGGGAAAAGCAGACAUUGCUUUCGUGGCCUUUUACACGAUCGUCCUGAGCUUCACCAGAGAAUUUGCCAUGCAAAGAAUUAUUCGACCCGUUGCCAUCAGGUGCGGCAUCACAAAGAGAGCGAAGCAGGCACGGUUUAUGGAACAAGUCUACACGGCCAUGUACUUUGGCAUUUUCGGUCCUUUUGGACUCUAUGUCAUGUCGAGGGGUUCGUUGUGGUACUUCAAUACCACGGCAAUGUUCGAAGGAUUCCCACAUCGAAAGCACGAGGGUGUGUUUAAGGCAUACUACUUGUUGCAAGCGGCCUACUGGGCUCAGCAAGCUAUCGUCCUCAUGCUGCAACUGGAGAAGCCCCGAAAAGACUUCAAAGAGUUGGUCUUUCACCAUAUUGUCACCCUGGCUCUCAUUGGACUGAGCUACCGCUUUCAUUUUGCUAAGAUGGGCAUUGCCGUCUACAUCACCCAUGAUAUCAGUGAUUUCUUCCUGGCGACCUCCAAAACAUUCAAUUAUCUGGACUCGAUCAUCGUAGGGCCAUACUACUUUCUCUUCGUGUGUGUUUGGAUCUAUCUCCGCCACUACAUCAACCUCAUCAUUUUGUGGGCGACCCUGACCGAAUUCCGCACCGUGGGACCUUUCGAGCUGAACUGGGAAACUCAGCAAUACAAGUGUUGGAUUAGCCAGAUCAUUACAUUUUCGCUCCUCGCCUGCCUCCAAGCCGUCAACCUGUUCUGGCUGUUCUUGAUCCUCCGCAUCGCCAAAAACUACGUCUUCUCCAACAUCAGGGCCGAUGAACGAAGUGACGAUGAAGAGGAGGACGAACAGACCGAAGAGGCGCCCAGCGGAGGACAGAAGGUUUUAGAAAACGGCAAAGUUGGUGGAGAGAAACCAGUUGUGCUUGUCAACGGGGAGCCUGUCGAGGGUGUGGCCAAAUCAAAUGGAGUGCGGGAACGGAAGAGGAAGAGCUGA
Fonsecaea erecta is the source of this 1305-nucleotide messenger RNA. RefSeq lists its product as hypothetical. Bases 1 to 1305 code for a protein of 434 amino acids. Gene Ontology annotation, biological process: ceramide biosynthetic process. Gene Ontology annotation, molecular function: sphingosine N-acyltransferase activity. NCBI's taxonomy places the organism in Eukaryota, Fungi, Ascomycota, Eurotiomycetes, Chaetothyriales, Herpotrichiellaceae. Gene Ontology annotation, cellular component: membrane. The transcript has 3 exons. The record is from RefSeq and is a predicted model, not a curated record.